AUGACACGGGAUGACCUCUUUGAGACCAACGCCUCCAUCGUGGCCACCCUGGCUGAUGCCUGUGCCCACAACUGCCCUGACGCAAUGUUGUGCAUAAUCACCAACCCAGUUAACUCCACUGUUCCAAUUGUUUCGGACAUCCUAAAGAAGCAUGGAGUUUACAACCCUAAGCGGGUGUUUGGUGUGACAACUUUGGACAUCGUCAGGGCUAACACCUUCGUGGCAGAACUCACAGGACUGGAUCCAGCACGUGUCAGUGUUCCCGUAGUUGGUGGCCAUGUGGGCAAGACUAUCAUUCCUCUGUUAUCUCAGUGCACUCCCAAAGUGGAGUUCACUGAGGAUACGUUUGCUGCCUUGACGCACCGUAUCCAAGAGGCAGGCACUGAGGUCGUGAAGGCUAAGGCUGGGGCAGGCUCUGCCACCCUCUCCAUGGCGUAUGCAGGGGCUAGGUUCGCCUUGUCCCUGCUGGAUGCCAUGAAUGGCAAAGAGGGGGUCAAGGAAUGUGCAUUCGUCAGGUCAGAGGAAGGCAAAUGCACAUAUUUCUCCACCCCUCUCCUCCUCGGCACCAACGGAGUGAAGAGGAACCUGGGCCUUGGAAAGCUCUCCGCAUUCGAGGAAAAACUUGUGGCGGAAGCAUCAAAAGAACUAAAGGCCUCCAUCAGGAAGGGGGAGGACUUUGUGAGAGAAAGGGCAGCUCAAGGAGAAGCACAGUAAAAACUGCAAUGGCUAAUGAUAUUGGAUGAACUGACAGGACCCACAGAGUAAUUGAAAGGUAGUGUAUUUUAUUGUUGUUGCUUUGAAAUGUUCACAGUAAAAUUAUUAUAAAAGUCCAUUAUUAUUUCCGAGCUAUGACCCUCCACGAAAUACUCUUGGAUAAGUUUAUCCAUCAUGGAUGAGCAUAUGAAAACACUAUAUUAGACACAAGAAAAUCCACUGCAUUUAUACACUUUGGUGUCAUGUUUUACACAAUGACUGAUUAAUGAACAAUGUAAGAAACUGAAAUUGGUUAA
Molecule: messenger RNA, 1010 nt
Organism: Brienomyrus brachyistius
Lineage: Eukaryota; Metazoa; Chordata; Actinopteri; Osteoglossiformes; Mormyridae
Product: malate dehydrogenase, mitochondrial-like
Exons: 2
Coding region: 1-714 (237 amino acids)
Biological process (GO): malate metabolic process; tricarboxylic acid cycle
Cellular component (GO): cytoplasm; mitochondrion
Molecular function (GO): L-malate dehydrogenase (NAD+) activity
Source: RefSeq, a predicted model, not a curated record